Coniosporium apollinis CBS 100218 is the source of this 3804-nucleotide messenger RNA. RefSeq lists its product as uncharacterized. Gene Ontology annotation, biological process: transcription-coupled nucleotide-excision repair. The record is from RefSeq and is a predicted model, not a curated record. The transcript has a single exon. Gene Ontology annotation, cellular component: nucleus. Gene Ontology annotation, molecular function: ATP-dependent chromatin remodeler activity; ATP binding. The coding region runs from base 1 to 3804 and encodes 1267 amino acids. Lineage: Eukaryota; Fungi; Ascomycota; Dothideomycetes.
AUGGCGCAAACAUCGGAGCAUGAGCUAAGCGCACAGCCGCACCUCGAAGAAAGCGAACCGAUGCUUGACGGAGAAAGCCUUGAUGUCCAGGCGGGCAACGGGCUGGACUCGAACAAGGACAGUUCACCGCAGGUUGAAGACGAAGAUGGAGAUAAGGGAGCAAAGCUGGAGCCGCUCAGCGAAACCGAAGACGCAGAAGCGAGGCUAAAGCUCCUCGCGACCGGCGUCCGUGAUCAAGACGAUCUCGAGCGCGACAUCGGCCGGCAAGCGGACCAGCUGCUGACCGAGCAAGCGGAUGAGCGAGACAAAAAGCGCCUGGAGAAGACUCAGUCGGAAAAGCAGCGAUGGGUGAACCAGCUCGCGAAGCUGAAGCAGCGCCUCGACGGACCGGGUGGGUCGAUCAUCAAGAACAAGAUACGGUCAGACAUUGCAGAAACGGAGGAGCGGAUACGCAACCUGGACACAGAAGUCGAGCAAAUCCAAAAGCGCAUCAGCGACCGGCACGAUGCGGGUGGCGAAGGGGAAGCACCCCAUGGGGCCACUGGUGGCCCUCUACCGGGCGAGAGCAGGAGGGAUUUCUUGAUCAGGACCGGCAAGAUUACGCCAUUCUCGAAAAUGGCAUCUCUGCCUCGCGCGUCUUCGAACCUUGCAGAUGUCAUGCUUGAUGCCGAAGUCGAAGAAGAGGAGGUACAGGACGAUACUCAGCAAGAGGCAGCUGCGCAGCCGAUGUCACAUCGCAAUCUUCUGCGACCGGGAUUUGCAGAAGACGAGACUAGCGAUACCAGCUCUGUUGUGGACUUCCCGAUCGAACGAGCAUCGAAACGGAGACGGCUUGAGAACAGACGGGAAGCUAGAACCAAAAUUGAAGUCGAUACGACGAGCUCUGUGGGAGGCGUAACGGAUGAUGCGAUCGACACGGAUGCACAUGAUCCUGACGCAACGUUUACUGACGAUGCGGAAGCGGAGGAAGACGAUUUCGAUGACGACUUCUCCAUGGAUACUGCGCCCCAAAAGAAGCGCAAACUUCCGCCAAACAAGGUGAAGAAAACGCCCGCGGCUGCGGAAAAGGAAGAUCUGACAGGCAUCGAUGACGGGGAUGAGCGUGUAUAUCAGGCACGGCUGCAGAGCUGGGUGCAGCGACGGAGAGAAGCUCGGCGAAAAGCGCAAGCUAAAAAGCGCGCUUCUGAGGCCGACGCGGAUUCUCAGAUGUCCGGUGCUGAUAUAGCUACUCCGGCAGGGAAUGUGGCAGAAACGGAAGAAGAAGAGGAGUGGUACAAGCCGCACCCAACGCGACCAGACACCGAAUUUGGGGAUGGUUUCCGUAUGCCUGGCGACAUCUGGCCAUCGCUGUUCGACUACCAGAAGACUGGGGUGCAGUGGCUCUAUGAGCUAUACACACAGCAAGUAGGCGGUAUCGUUGGUGAUGAGAUGGGGCUCGGGAAGACCAUCCAAGUCAUCUCCUUCCUGGCUGGCUUACACCAUUCAAAGAAGCUCACAAAACCAAUUAUCGUCGUAACCCCUGCUACGGUUAUGAAGCAAUGGGUCAACGAAUUCCAUCGGUGGUGGCCGCCACUUCGAGUAUCUAUCCUGCAUACCUCUGGUAGCGGUAUGAUGGACAUCCGACGCGAAACAGCAAUGGAAGAAGAGCUUGAAUCUAGGGAUUGGAACAAUACCAAGAAGAGGACGAAAGGCGAGAAAGCUGCUAGACGGAUCGUCGAGAGGGUCAAGCGCGAUGGCCAUGUCCUUGUCACCACUUACUCUGGGCUGCAGAGCUACCAUGAGUUCCUGAUCCCGACCGAUUGGGAGUACGCCGUUUUGGAUGAGGGACACAAGAUCCGGAAUCCGAACGCUGGCAUCACGAUAGAUUGCAAGGAGCUCAGGACCGCGAACCGAGUUAUUCUAUCAGGAACACCCAUGCAGAACAACCUAACGGAGCUCUGGUCGUUGUUCGACUUCAUCUUUCCCAUGCGUCUGGGAACACUUGUGGAUUUCCGCACGCUUUAUGAGAAUCCAAUCCGCCUCGGUGGGUAUGCGAAUGCAUCCAAUCUUCAGGUCGAGACCGCCAUGAACUGUGCACAGACACUGAAAGACACUAUCAGUCCAUAUCUCCUGCAACGCUUCAAAGUGGAUGUGGCUGCUGAUCUUCCCAAGAAGACCGAACGCGUCCUGUUCUGUAAGCUGACGAAGAUUCAACGGCGCGAGUACGAGGACUUCCUAAGUUCGCAAGAGAUGAACGCUAUCAAUGAUGGCAAACGAGAGGCCAUGUUUGGUAUCGACAUCCUCCGCAAGAUCUGUAACCAUCCGGAUCUAGUGCAGCACAAGACACUCUCGCUGAAAGCAGGGUACAACUACGGCAACCCCUCAAAGUCAGGCAAGAUGCAGGUAGUAAAAGCGUUGUUGGAGAUCUGGAAGAGAGGUGGCCACAAGACCCUGCUCUUUGCUCAGCACCGCAUCAUGCUGGAUAUCUUAGAGAAGUUCAUCAAGGGACUCGAAGGCUUCAACUACAGACGCAUGGACGGAACGACUGCGAUCAAGAACCGCCAGAGCAUGGUUGAUGAGUUUAAUAACGACCCGGACCUCCAUGUCUUCCUCCUCACGACCAAAGUUGGAGGUCUUGGAGUCAACCUGACUGGCGCCGACCGGGUUAUCAUUUACGAUCCGGACUGGAACCCCUCCACGGACGUUCAGGCCCGAGAACGAGCUUGGCGUCUUGGCCAGAAGAGGGAGGUGGAAAUAUACCGUCUCAUGACUGCAGGCACAGUCGAAGAGAAGAUAUACCACCGACAGAUCUUCAAGCAGUUCCUGUCAAACAAGAUUCUCAGAGAUCCGAAACAACGGACCACCUUCCAGCUGCGGGACCUGCACGAUCUGUUCACGCUUGGUACAGAGAACGAUGGCGAGACAGAAACUGGGUCGUUAUUCAAAGGCACAGAGGUCCGCUUCUCAGACAAACAACCUAGCGCGAAGGAACAAGGCAUUCCGACGCCGCCAACCGACAGCGACUCAACUGCUAAAGCCAACGCUUCAACGAACCCCAACGACCUCACCAAAGUCGUGGGCAUCGCCCGCAACGAAAACUACGCUCCAGCAGACUCCCCUCAAACCUCGUCAACACCCGCCACUGGAGACGGCGAAGCCUCCAAGCCCUCCGCCUCCGACGACCGCCUCCUCUCAACCAUUUUCGCCCGCUCUGGCGUCCACAGCGCCCUUAACCACGACACCAUCAUCGACUCGACUAGCAGCAAACCGAAAGUCCGCGCGGACCCCGAAAUUAUCGCCCGCGAAGCCCGCCGCGUCGCCGCCGACGCCGCACGCCAGCUCCAGCGCGCCGGCGAAGUCGCUCGCACCGUCCCCAUCGGGACACCCACCUGGACCGGCGUGGUCGGCACAGCCGGACGGCCCGAGGAACGCCCUCGCGGCAUCGGAAGCAGCCGUGGUGGUUUCGGUGGCGGCGCCGGCCGUGGCGGUGGACCGUCCUCGUCGUCUAUCCUGUCGAAUCUCGCAGCCCGGCAGGGGCUCAACACGCCGAAUCGCCUCAGCGCAGCACCUUCGCCCUCGUCUUCCCGUGCAUCGACACCGUCGCAGCAACAGCCGCGCGGCAAGGACUUCCUCAUCCUGAUCCGCGACUACCUGCGCGCGCAUGGAGGGACGGUGUAUACGCAGAUGCUGAUCGACCAUUUCAAUCGCUUUUGUGGGACCGAGCAGCGGACGGCGGAAUUUAAAGAGAUGUUGAAGCGGAUUGCGACGCUUGAGAGGGGUGGGAGGGGGAGGGCGAGGUGGGUGCUUAAGGAGGAGUAUCGGUAG